Molecule: messenger RNA, 265 nt
Organism: Staurois parvus
Lineage: Eukaryota; Metazoa; Chordata; Amphibia; Anura; Ranidae
Source: the annotation of a GenBank genome assembly
AAAAAUCCCAAUACGUGUAAAUUAAUUGGUUUACGUGAAAGUUAUAGCGUCUACAAAUGGCGGGAAAGAUACUGGAUUUUUUUUUUGUUUAUACUAAUACUGGCGGUGAUCAGCGACUUAUGGCAGGACUGCGACAGACAUUGACACUGGGGGGAACUGACUUGGGGUCACUGACAUCCGCAGUGACACCAAUACAGUGAUCAGUGCAAAAAAAAAGCACUGACACUGUACUAAUGGCACUGGGGAGGAAGGGGUUAACAUUGGG